Messenger RNA from Capsella rubella, 2068 nucleotides. Its product is annotated as histone-lysine N-methyltransferase 2B. The record is from RefSeq and is a predicted model, not a curated record. The transcript has a single exon. Lineage: Eukaryota; Viridiplantae; Streptophyta; Magnoliopsida; Brassicales; Brassicaceae. Bases 198 to 1850 code for a protein of 550 amino acids.
ACCAAAACCAGUUCCCCAAGCAUUAUUAAAAAUAAAUAUAAAAAUAAAAAAAUCUCACAACAAAAGCAAAGCAUAAAAGCAACACAUUGCAUUACACAACAAGGGCAUCGUAAGCCAACCACUCCAGAACUAAAAUAAAAGGUUGUCUUUCCAAAAAGCCAAACUCAUAAUAUAAUAAUAGAAAACGAGAAAAGAGUAUGGAAGAAGAAGACGGAGACGCGUCUUCUCCGUUUUGGCUUCAAUCUCGCCGCAACAACACUUACUUCCGCCGCACCGCAAGUCUUGGCGGUCGUGCAACCACCGUGGCUACUCAGAUAUUCUUCGCCGGAGCAGCUGCGAUCCUCAUAGUCGUCUUCAUUAUCCCUCCAUUAUUUUCCUCUGUUUCACAGAUUUUUCGACCUCAUUUAGUUCGUAAAAGCUGGGAUUAUCUCAACUUCGUUCUCGUUCUCUUCGCUGUCCUUUGUGGCUUCCUCAGCCGCAACACCAAUAAUGACGAAACCAAUCAUAACAAAGAAGACGAUGAAAGUGACAAAUUCUUGAACUCGCCGUCCAUCGUCGAUCGAGGAGACCGUGUAUCUAACGGUGCCACACCGCGUUAUUGGAUCGACGAUCGCGGCGGUGAUCAGACGGUGUACAAGAGGUUUAGUAGAUUACGUAGUGUUAGCUCGUAUCCAGAUCUAAGACUCCGGGAAUACGAAGCCGAUGAACGGUGGAGAUUUUACGAUGAUACACGUGUAAGCCAGUGCCGUUAUGAACAUACAGAUCCGAUCUAUCCAAAUCAAAGUUACAGAAACUGGCAAGAGGAGGCUAAACCACCGCCGGGAGAUGUUGUUCAAACAGAGCGCGACGGCAGCAACGGAGACGAAAGAAAGGUCCACAUUGACGGUUCUGUUGCUGAGAAAGUUGAGGUCGUUGCGACGGCGAAAGCUGAAGUAGUAGAAGAGCUACCAGUGCCUUCUGCUCCGCCAUAUAUUCCGUCUCCUCCGCCGUCUCCGCCCCCACAGCCUAAGCAAGCGAAGAGGAAGACUAAAAGAGUGUACCAAGAUGUUCCUCCAAAGGAAGAGAAGAAGGAGAGAGCUGAUUUUUCGGAGGUGGCGACUCCUCCGAUCCUACCUCCGACCACUGUGCAUCAGAGGAGCAAUAAACCGGAGAAGAAGAAGAAAGGCGGAGCAACUAAAGACUUUUUAGUUGUGUUACGGAGGAAGAAGAAGAAGCAGAGACAACAGAGCAUCGACGGCCUCGAUUUACUCUUCGGCUCCGAUCCUCCAUUGGUCUACACAAUGCCACUACCACCACCGCCGCCUCCGCCUCCGCCUCCGCCUCCGCCACCUUUCUUACGAGGGCUUUUCUCAUCCAAAAAAGGUAAAAUCAAACGAACCAAUUCAAAUCCACCGCCGCCUCCUCCUCCGCCACCACCUGAACGGAGAUAUGAAUCACGAGCAUCAAUGGCGAAGAGUCGCAAAACUCCGGUGCAGUCACGGACAUCUAAACCAAAUCCACCUACUAAAGUAACUCAAUUCGUAGGGACAGGAAGCGAAUCGCCGUUGUUGCCGAUCCCGCCGCCGCCUCCUCCUCCGCCGUUUAAAAUGCCGGCGUGGAAAUUUGUGAAGCGUGGAGAUUACGUCAGGAUGGCUAGUGACAUAAGCAUAAGCUCCGACGAACCCGAUGACACGGAUGUAGCUCAAUCUGCCACCGGGAGUAUGUUCUGUCCGAGCCCCGACGUAGAUACCAAAGCCGAUGAUUUCAUCGCGAGAUUCAGAGCUGGACUCAAAUUGGAGAAGAUGAACUCUGUGAAAAGAGGGAGAUCCAAUUUAGGACCCGAACCCGGACUUGAUGAAGCCGGAUCUUAAACGGGUUAACAGGCCUUAGCCCAAGCGUAUAGAGUAUAUUUAUUUUCUUAUUGGGUAUUUUUUCGGAACGCCGAUUAUAUUCUUUUUGUUGCGUUUUUCGGCUUACUAUUGUGUUGUUGUUUCUUUACUUUUAUUAAAUUUUCGUAUACGUUAAUUUGUGUGGUGUAUACAAAACAACAAAAAAUUAAUAUAUAAAGCCCAUCUUCACAAUCCACAAA